UGAACUGAAGAGGAGGAAGUGAUCACAUUUUUGAUUCUAGUUAUAAGAUAUCUCACAUUUAUGAAAAGGUUGAAGUGGUAUUUAGUUUAUUUAAAUCGUUUCUGUUUAACAUCCCUAUGAUCUACAGUGAGAGAUAGACAUGGUGUUCAGUACAGUAACCGGGAACCUGCUGACUUUUCUCACAUGUUUUGUGAAGUUUUCAUUGGAAGACCCACACACUCUGCAGAUCUUCGACACAGGAGUGACACCAGGAAUCCAUUUCCCAGAAUUUAUUUCUCUUAGUCAGCUUGAUGGAGUGCAGAUCGAGUACUAUGACAGCACUAUCGGAAGGAACGUCCCAAAGACAGAGUGGAUAAGGAGGAUCAGUGAUGAUGAACCGGAGUACUGGGACAGUUACACAGAGGUGAUGCAGUCUACGCAGGAGAUGUUCAGAGGCGACGUGGCUACACUGAUGCAGCGCUAUAAUCAGACUGAAGGAGUUCACACAGUCCAGAGGAUGUACGGCUGUGAGCUGGAUGAUGACGGCAGCACUAGAGGAUACUACCAAGACGGUUAUGAUGGAGAAGAUUUCAUCAGUCUGGACCUGAGAAGUGACACCUGGAUUGCUCCGACACCUCAAGCGGUCAUCACUAAACACAUAUGGGACGCUGAUGUAACCUGGGCUAAUAUUGUGAACAAAUUCUUGGAGGAAGAGUGUAUUGAGUCAUUAAAGAAGUACCUGGUUUACGGCAGAGAGACUUUGGAGCAGAAAGUUCGUCCCGAGGUGUCAGUGUUCCAUAAACACUCGUCUUCUCCAGAGGUGGUGUGUCACGCUACAGGUUUCUUUCCCAAAGCAGUGAUGAUCACCUGGCAGAAGGACGGAGAGGACGUGCAUGAGGACGUGGAGCUCAGAGAGACGUUACAUAACCAGGAUGGAAGCUUCCAGAGGAGAAGCAUUCUGAGAGUCCCAGCUGAGGUGCUGCAGAAACACACCUACACCUGCGUGGUUCAGCACAGCAGCUUGGAGAAGAACUUAGUGCAAGAAGUACCAAAAGGUCCUAAUAAACUAGAGCUGUAGAGAGUGAAAGCUGAUUU
This is a messenger RNA of Clarias gariepinus (North African catfish), 1074 nucleotides long. Its product is annotated as BOLA class I histocompatibility antigen, alpha chain BL3-7-like. The record is from RefSeq and is a predicted model, not a curated record. Bases 140 to 1057 code for a protein of 305 amino acids. NCBI's taxonomy places the organism in Eukaryota, Metazoa, Chordata, Actinopteri, Siluriformes, Clariidae. The transcript is spliced from 4 exons. Gene Ontology annotation, biological process: immune response. Gene Ontology annotation, cellular component: external side of plasma membrane.